Molecule: messenger RNA, 1128 nt
Organism: Rhea pennata
Lineage: Eukaryota; Metazoa; Chordata; Aves; Rheiformes; Rheidae
Gene: FOXI1
Product: forkhead box I1
Exons: 2
Coding region: 1-1128 (375 amino acids)
Biological process (GO): regulation of transcription by RNA polymerase II; cell differentiation; anatomical structure morphogenesis
Molecular function (GO): RNA polymerase II cis-regulatory region sequence-specific DNA binding; DNA-binding transcription factor activity, RNA polymerase II-specific
Source: RefSeq, a predicted model, not a curated record
AUGAGCUCCUUUGAUCCACAAACGCACUCUCCACCACGCUGCAGCCCACAAUUUCCAAACAUUGGUCAAGAACCUCCAGAGAUGAAUAUCUACUAUGAGAACUUUUUCCAUCCACAGAAUAUCCCAAGCCCACAACGACCUACUACUUUUGAGACGACGGACUACAAUGCCACUCCCAAUCCUUACCUCUGGCUAAAUGGACCUUCCAUUACCCCACCACCCUAUCUCCCAGGAUCAAAUGCCAGUCCCUUCAUUCCUCAGUCUUACGGGAUGCAAAGGCAACUUUUGCCUAACAUGCAUGGCUUGGGAGGAACUGACCUUGGCUGGCUUCCUCUCCCAUCUCAGGAAGAGCUGAUGAAGUUGGUUAGACCACCUUACUCCUACUCAGCACUAAUUGCCAUGGCUAUCCAUGGAGCGCCUGAAAAGAGGCUGACUCUCAGUCAAAUCUACCAAUAUGUGGCUGACAACUUCCCGUUCUAUAACAAAAGCAAAGCUGGCUGGCAGAAUUCCAUACGGCACAACUUGUCUCUCAAUGAUUGUUUCAAGAAGGUGCCCCGAGACGAAGAUGAUCCAGGAAAAGGGAAUUACUGGACUCUGGACCCAAACUGUGAGAAGAUGUUUGACAAUGGAAACUUUCGCAGGAAGAGGAAAAGGAAAUCUGACAUUGGGACCAGUGCUACCUCUCUAGCAACUGAGAAAUCUGAGGAUAGUGCCCUGACUGGCAGCCCCAAAGCUAUAGAGCGUCAGGAUAUCUUGGAAAACUCAUCACCUGGGACUGACAAUUCACCUGAGAAACGAUCUCCAUCUCCAUCUUCCAAUAGCCCCUGCCUCAGUAACUUCCUUUCCAGUAUGACUGCAUAUGUUAAUGGCUCUAACUCAGUGAGCCGAUCAGUGCCUUUGGGACUCAACACUGAACCCAUUGACAAAAUGGGACAGAAUAUGGUAGGCUUUAAUUCUUAUUCCCCAAUCUCUAAUAUCCCAAGCCAUGGUGUGGGAGAGUGGUCCAAUUCCAUGCCUUCCAGCCAUCUUGGCUAUAGCAACUCAGUGCUCAAUCAGUUUAAUACCCAUUUUUACAGCAGUAUCAGUACAAAUAACACCUUGUAUCCUAGGGAGGGGACAGAGGUUUAA